UAGCCAAUAUAUGUGGUGUACAGGGAGGCUAGGUUAAAAUUGAUUUCGUUCAUCAGUUAUUUGUAUAGCUUGAUAUAAGUGAAAAACGAUGAAAUUAGCUCCUAGAUCUUUACGAUAAAGUUUGUAGAAUUGCUUGAAAUGACAGAUUUAUUUGACAUCGCUAACCUUAUCACAACCGUCGGUGUCGAUGGCGUCAAGAUUAAAUCGGAGCCCGGAUUACCCGAGAAAUCGUCCAACGAGAUUCUGACAGAGCUCUUCAGCACUUUCGAUGCACCGGACGAUGGCGUCGCGUCACCCGAAAACAGCGAUCAGCAAUUGCUCAAUGGCAAUGUCAAAUCCGCCAAGUUGGAUAAACUUCAAGCGAAAAAGAAAAAGAUCAAGAAGAAACAUAAGCAUAAGGAGAAGAAGCACAAGAAGAGGUCGAGACAUAACUCCUCAGACAGUAACAGUGAUGUAGAAGGUGUGAAGAAAAAAAGGAAACAUAAGAAAAAAUCCAAACGAAGACGUGAAUCUGUUUCAAGCAAAUCGUCAGAUUCUGGUCAGACUAAAGUCAAAUUAAUAAAAUUGGAUGAUGACGAUUUUGGAAUUGUAAAAGAUAGUGAAUUAAAGUUAUUUGACAUUAUGUCAGAAAAAGAUAGCAUGAAUGAUGUAACAAAAUUUGAGGAACAGCUGUGUACGAACAAGGAUUCAGAUAUUAUUGACAAAAUUGUAGAUGGCUCUGCUAGUCCCCUAUUACCAUCUAUAUCGAAGAAGACAGAUGAUGAAUCUGAUGAGGCAAUAAUACCUAAAAUUCUUGAAAAGUCAAAGCAGUCUUCUCAAGGAAAAAUAUUAAUAAAGGAUCUUAAGAACAGUACUGUUUAUAAUGAAACAGUUAAAGCAAUAGAAAAUAAGCAAAAAGCGAAAGCUGCAAGAAUGGAAGAUGGCGAGUUAUCUGAUAGUAGUAGUGACGAUAAUAGGACUCCUACUUUAAGUCCUACUCCACCUCAAGGCAGGUCACCAUCAUUCAGUCCAAGCAGAGAAAGGAUGAGAAACAAAAUGUUUAGUCCCUCGAGAAAAUCAAUCUCUUCAAAGGCUGAUCUUAGAUUGGUUUUGAGAGAGAAGGAGAAGAAAAGAGGUGUAAGAGAAAAAGAUAGUAAAAGAAGUAGGAGUUGUCAUUCUCAAGAUAGAAAAAGAUCGAGAUCACGAACGCGUUAUGAUUUGCAUCGCAGUAGGAGUGGUGGAAGAGAAAAACAGAGAGGUAGAAGCAGAGAAAGGCGUGACAGUGAGAAAAGUUAUGAAAGACGAGACUCGGGCAGGAGCAGAGAAAGGCGCAGACAUAGAAGUCGGAGUGAAAACAGAAAUAGAGAUAAAUAUACGCGAGGCCGAAGUAGAAGCAGAGAAAGAAAGGAACGAAUAGAGAUUGAUAAGAAAAAGUUGUUAGAAAUUGCCAGGAGAAAUGCUAUAAACAUGAUUAAACAAGGAACUCUCCCGUUAGCUCAGCAAGAUAAAGCUAUCGCUGCCAUACAAUCUGGUGGGAAAACAGUAGAUGAACUUACAGAUUUUUGCAAAUCAUUAUCAAAAUCUGAAGCAUUAGGUGAAUUAUCUAGUAUCUCUUCCGAAGGUGAAGAAAGUGAAUCUGAAAAGGGUUUUCAUCAUCCCUUUCUUUUAAAAGAAAGACCUAGUUCUAUUAUAAUGAAUAUUAGAGAUGCAAAACAAUUGCCAACGAAAACGUUCCUAGAAAAAACAACCGAAACUUCGAAUCAGUUACGAUUGCAAUUUCCUGUCUCCAGUGGACAACAUCAUAGAAGAAGUGAAAACGAAUGGGUGCCUGUUACACCAAAAAAACCAGAACCAAAAAAAGUAUUUGUACCAGCUUCUACAACAAAUGAGACAUCAGCAAUAAUACCACCACCUUCUGUGCAACCUCCAGAACAACCUCCUCCUCUACAACCUGCACAAACUGUGUUUCCCUCAAUGUCAAAGACUGUGGAUAUUGGCUCGAUAGUGUCUGAAAGAUUAGCAGCUAUGAGAAAAUUAACGGAAAAUCCAAAUGAUAUAGGUGCUUUGAAUGCAAUGCAUCGAGCACAAAACGAGAUGAGAACUUGGGCUGAAAGUAAGCAGAUACCAGGUCAGUUUACUGGUAGUACAGGAGUUAAAGUACUCACACCUGCUGAACUGUCCUCAGGUUAUCAAGCCUGGGCACGUAAGGAUCAAUUAGUAUCAGCGCAGCCUGUAUCGGGUGGAAUGGGUAUGGCGUUGCUGCAGAAGAUGGGUUGGCGACCAGGUGAGGGUCUAGGCAAAAACAAAGAAGGGGCCUUGGAACCGUUGCAGCUAGAAGUUAAAUUGGACAAGCGAGGAUUAGUUUCUGAGCAAGAUAUUGGACAGAAAGUUGGCAAAACUGUAAAACCCAUAGUACCAGCUGUCAAAACAUUAGAAGGUAAACAUCCAGUGUCACUUUUGGGUGAAUAUUGUUCAAAGAAGAAACUCGGAGCGCCAGUUUACGAGUUAUGCUUUGAAUGUGGACCAGAUCACAGAAAGAAUUUCCUCUUCAAAGUAAAAGUAAAUGGCGUCGAGUAUAAGCCGAGUGUUGCAAGCCCUAACAAAAAACAGGCAAAGGCAGAAGCAGCACAGAUAUGUCUGCAGAGUUUAGGUUUAUUACCUUCUUAAUAUGUGCUAUAAUUGUGUAAAGGGACUGUAAAUUAUUUCAUCAUUUGACAUAAUACCUUCAUUUUUUAUCAAAAAAAUAAAAUAUAAUGUCCUAUAUAAAAUAAUUUUGUAUAUUAAUGUUCCAAGAAUAAUUUUGCAAAAAAUUAAAUAAUGACAGUAUUUAUUUCUAAUCUACUGUUAAACUUAUUAGUUUAAUGCUCAAUGUUCAGACUUCAGUAUCAAGUACAUACAUAUACAUGUAAGUAUAUACAUGUAUAAUUAUAGUUACAAUUUCUGCAAAUUUUCCAAUUAUGUAGUCAAAAUUCUACAAGAAUAGUGCCAAAACAGGAUAUAUUAUGAAUUGUCCUAUUAAAAUAUUCAUUACAUCAAUAUUUCAAUAAUUAUGGUAAUGUAUAAUUCACUCUUUUAUCUAAUCAUCCCAUGUACGAUUUUAUCUAAAAUUUUAGAAUUCUAAUAAAUAAAGUGUCAUUAUAUCAUAUUCGAUAUAUUUCUAUAUUGUACAACCGUUUUAUUCUGAAUAUCAAGCUAUAUG
This is a messenger RNA of Cataglyphis hispanica, 3178 nucleotides long. RefSeq names its product protein Son-like. Gene Ontology annotation, biological process: regulation of mRNA splicing, via spliceosome; regulation of cell cycle. The record is from RefSeq and is a predicted model, not a curated record. The transcript has 13 exons. Gene Ontology annotation, molecular function: RNA binding. NCBI's taxonomy places the organism in Eukaryota, Metazoa, Arthropoda, Insecta, Hymenoptera, Formicidae. Bases 139 to 2646 code for a protein of 835 amino acids.